Molecule: messenger RNA, 7021 nt
Organism: Nothobranchius furzeri (turquoise killifish)
Lineage: Eukaryota; Metazoa; Chordata; Actinopteri; Cyprinodontiformes; Nothobranchiidae
Gene: nedd9
Product: neural precursor cell expressed, developmentally down-regulated 9
Biological process (GO): cell migration; cell surface receptor protein tyrosine kinase signaling pathway
Cellular component (GO): cytoplasm; plasma membrane
Molecular function (GO): protein binding
Source: RefSeq, a predicted model, not a curated record
UGUCUGAGCGGAGCAGCGGUCGCGCGCAGCGGAGCAGAAAGCGGUGCAGCGGCUCCAGCUCGGUCCUCUCCGCGGCUCUCCGUGCCUUCGGCUCCGGGUCGGAUGGAUCUGUAACCCGCUGAGAGAUCAACUCCUCCGCUCUGCGCUUCUUCACAUGCGCGGGCUCUUCUCGCCUUUCAGCGGAUUAGAGUUGGUUUUUGCUGGAUUUUAUUCCCCGCCAGAAGCAGCAGGAUGAAGUACAAAAACCUGAUGGCCAAGGCGUUGUACGACAACGUUCCAGAGUCUCCCGAGGAGCUGGCGUUCCGGAAGGGGGACAUCCUAACCGUCAUCGAGCAGAACACCGGCGGCCUGGAGGGCUGGUGGCUGUGCUCCCUGCGCGGCUGUCAGGGCAUCGCUCCCGGGAACCGCCUGAAGCUGCUGAUCGGACCCAUGUUCGAGGCCCAGUCGUCGGGCGCCGCCGCCCAGGCUCCUGCUCCGAGCCUCCAGCAGCAGGGCCUCUACCAGGUCCCACCGAGGAGCACGCUCAGCGCUGAGAGCGCACCCAGCAAGGUGGUGGUCCCGACCAGAGCGGGACAGUCCUACGCCUUCGGCCCCGGACAGCACAACCAGCAGGACCUGUACGACGUGCCGCCCAGCAGGUCUCAGGGGACGUACGACGUUCCGCCAGGUCACAUGUUCCUGAGUCAGCCGGGCGGAGCCAGGAACCAGGGAGUCUACGACGUUCCCCCGUCUCAAGUGGAGCCCAGAACACAAGGCGUUUACGACGUGCCCCCGUCCUCGCAGGGGAUCUACGCGGUGCCCAGCUGCAGGACCAACGCAGCCCUCCAGGAGGGGAACUACGACUUCCCACAGCCCCUCAAACACAAACAGGAAGGGAUCUAUGACGUCCCGCCCCCUUCCCUCACCAAGCCCACCCCCAACCAUCAGUCUCCUUACGAUUUCCCCCCCAGCCUCGGGCCUGCCGCCCUCCGCCAAAACCCGAACCCCGACCGGAGCGAAGGCAUUUACGAUGUUCCUCCGACGGCUCUCCUUUCGGUUCUGGACCCCCAGCAGGACGUUUACGACUUCCCCCGGGGCGUGCCGGCCCCCCAGCUCAAAAACUCUGCCACUGACGGAAGCAAGGGAAUCUACGACGUUCCAGUCCAGGAAGCUCGCGCGGUAGCGGACGUGACAGACAACGUGAACCGCCUGUCCUUUUCCAGCACCGGCAGCACGCGCAGCAGCAUGUCCACGUCCUCGUCUUCAGCCGGGUCCAGCUCCGAGGGACGCCUGGUUCUGGACGUGGACGCUGCUGUGCAGAAGUUGUACCGCCUGCAGCAGGCGCUGGACCUCUCUGUCGGGGCGCUGCAUUCAAUGACAGCUUCCCCUCACUGGAGGACAUUCCCGUUCAUGGAGCGCCAGGCCAACGACGUCCGUGCGGUGCUGGAUCGGGUCCGGGCCACCGUGGUGGACUUUACUACAUUCUGCAGAGGAGCCGCGGCCAACGCCACGUCUCUGUCGGACUCCAGCCUGCACAGUAAGCUCCGACGGCAGCUGGGACGCCUGGAGGACUCUCAGCAGAUCCUCCUGCAGACCUAUCACGCUCUGGAGAUUUCCAGCUGGGCUCAGAAGGCCCUGGCCUCAUCCCGACCGCACCACCACAAGAGCGACGACCUGGACCGCUUCGUCAUGGUGUCCAGGACAGUUCCAGACGAUGCCAAGCAGCUGACUUCCACCAUAUCUGGGAACGCUGAGCUGCUGUUCCGACGGACGCACGCGGACGGGUCGCUCUCUAGCGGAAGCACGCCUGAGGAGAACGACAACUACGGCGGCCGGACCAAGGCCUUCCCCGCCCCCCCGGGCCAGGACAAAGACAGCAUGAACAACAGUGAGAAGUGUGUGAAGAGCUGGAUGGAGGACUACGAUUACGUCCACCUGCAGGGGAAAGAAGACUUUGAGCGUCAGCAGAAGGAGCUGCUGGAGAAGGAAAACAUCAUCAAGCAGAACCCGGCUCAGCUGGGCCAGGAGCAGAUCAAUCAGUUCAAGAAGCUGGAGCAGGAAGUGAUCCAACCCGUGGAGAACGACAUCCCCCAGUGGAUCAGCGCGUCUCCGUCGGACCCGUCCUCCGUCCACGUCUUCUCUCGGGACCGCCAGCUGCUCGCCUUCUAUUCGGCCCAGUGCGAGCAGCACUUCGUCACCCUCCUCAGCGCCGUGGACGCCUUCUUCGGCUGCGUCAGCGCCGGCCAGCCGCCCCGCAUCUUCGUCGCCCACAGCAAGUUUGUCAUCCUCAGCGCCCACAAGCUGGUCUUCAUCGGGGACACGCUGUCCCGGCAGGCCGCCGCCCCCGAGCUGGCCAACAGGGUCAUGAACUCCAGCAACGUUCUGUGUGACCUGCUGAAGACGGUGGUCACCGCCACCAAAACGGCCGCUCUGCACUACCCCAACACGGCCGCCAUCCAGGAGAUGGUGGACCGGGUCACGGACCUGUCGCACCACGCGCGGCAGUUCAAGGAGCAGCUGCUGCAGAUGGCCUCGUCGUGAUGUUCCUCCUGGCUGCGUGUGUAAAUAUCAGCUGUUUCCUGUAGAUAGUUUUGUAUUAUGGUCUGUAGGUGCAGUCGUGGUGUCUCCGUAGAACUUUGUGGACUUUUCAGAACAUUCCUGUUGUGUCUGAAGCACCUUAUGAGCUGUAGAUGUUGUUGUUUGUGGAGCUCGUCUCAGAGUAAACAACUAAUCUGAACACGGGUCAGACUCGUCUUACUGACACAAGUUUUCAAACUACCAACCUUUCCUGAAAAGCAACCGGAGCCCGUUUGGCCCGGCUCUGUUCAGAACCCCUCGGCCGUUUAGAUUUUCCUUCCAUAAACAAGAUUUUUGAACACCAGUUUCUGUCUGGGCCUGACUGGGUCGAUCAGAACCGAGCCUUUAGAACCUGCAGCAGGUUUUCAGGAACCAUCAGACUCUGUGGUUUUGUCUGAACGGGGGUUGAGUAAGUGAAGUGGACCGGUACCAAGGGCUCAGCAGACAGGUAGUAGCUCAGAACCAGAACCCAAGGUUCUGCCGAGUCAUUUCCUCCUCUCGCCACAGACUGGUUCUGGAAUUACAGCUCAGUUCCUCCAGAAGCUGCAGAUGGAAACGCAGCGGUCCGGAUGUGAGGGACGCGUGGCUUCGCCGGUACCACAACAGCCGGGCCUCGGCCCGCUUUGAGGUGGCUUCCAUCCGGGCCUGCACGUGUGUCCAAGGCGAGACGGAUGAAAGCAGGAGACUCUGAAGUUUCAUCCAAACGCAUCGACAACGAUUCGCUAUAUAAAAAUAUUUCACUGGUCUCCUCCCGGUCCUGGUACCGGCAGGUUCUGGUACCAGCACAUAAAACACUUCAUUUAUUUUUCUAAAGGUUUCAGCACCAUAAUUCCUGAAGUGUUCAUUUUACAGAGCAGCUAAAACAUAAAGAGUGAUAAACAAACCAAAUGUAAAAACUAAAAGAUCCGCAGAGUUUGAAUCUAGACUUUAAAAUCUGCAGGUAGAGAAAAGUUGAGUCCAAUAAAGACCAAAAAAACACGAAGGACGUGUUUGGAUGAACAAAGGUAAGCAUUAUACUACCUAAAUAUUACCUUAGUAGUAUUACUUUUACAUUACUGUUGUUAAACAUAUCAGAACUGGUAUUUCCCCAAAGGAACUAGAAAACUGCAAACAGGAAGUGUUUUCUCUGCGGCUGUGAAAGGCAUUAGUCAAAAGCUGAACAGAAACAUUAAUAAAUGAAUUUUUCCAUUUUUACAUUAAAAUAAACUUUUAUAUUGAUGAAAGGUUUUAGCUUACCCUACAAACAAAGCCUGUCUUGUUUUCAUCUCUGACCUUUGACCUGAAGUCAGGCCGUUUUCUGUCAGUGCGUUGCUGCCCCCUGCUGGUGGCUCUGGGAAAGACAAGAUUACAGAUUUAAAUCCACCAAACAUUCAGUAAAAACGGCCCAGACAAAAGUAUUUCCCUAAGUGAAAAGAUUCAUAAAGAUUAAUUAAACACCCUAAUAUAUAAUAAAAUAUAUUUUCAAAUGAGAUAAAGCAGGUUCCUCUGGGUCUCAGGAUGCAUUUUAUUCACAUUUAUUUUUGUUGUUGGGCAAAUUUUUAUUUAUUUUGAUGUACAAAUAUAAAUGGUAAUGAAAAACGCAUGCAGACAGUUUAACUUUUUUUUACUUUUAUGUCUUAAAUAAUACAUUUCUUAAAAUAGUUUUAUAGGAAUAAUAAAUACAUUUAAAUAUACUUUUAAAUAUAUGUGAAUUAGAAAUGAUCCAAAGUGACCAGCAGAUGUUUUUUUCCACAUUUAUCUUUUUUUUUUACUUUAAAGCACAAAAUCAAAAUUCUUAUUUUAUUUUCAAGGCCUGCUGCUUUGUUUAGUGUGUGUGUGUGUGUGUGUGUGUGUGUGUGUGUGUACUUCAAAACUCUUAGAAGAAUUUAGGUUAAGUUCACACAAAUUGAAGCUUUUCAACACUAUUUAUUAGAAAUUUUUUUAAAACCCUCUGCUGGUCUCACUUUUGGCCAUUUCUUUACGCCUAUAUAGAAUGUUAGCGUGAUCUCGAAGGUGUGGCGUGAGAGCCUGUGAAGAGGGUAAAGUGCAAUUGUAAGUCGCUUUGGACAAAAGUGUCUGCUAAAUACAUAAACAUAAACAUAAAGUGCGUGUUUCUCACGCUCAUUGCGUGAGAAUUGGCAGCCCUGAGUCCAUCUGAGGAAAAUUCUAGCUCCGCACCUGGCAGUUUGAGCGCGAAAAUUCACCGUUUUCGCUAGACAACUAGCUUUAGCCGUAGCACAAUGGAUUCUUACAAACAUCUAACAACAACUCUGUUGCUUUACCUGUGACAGGUGAACGUAGACGGUCUCUUUCGGACCGUACCGCCACGUUCAGCUCCAAGCAACUCAUUAAAAAAGGACCGUCUUCAUUGUGUAGUUCUAAGCAGCUAAACUGUAACCGAUGCUACUCUGACGCUAAAUCCAACAUGGCGGCGACGCUCGUGCGUUGACUGGUGUUUAGGUUAAAACUGUUUCCCACUCUGCUUCAAACUGUUCCAUAUUUUAGCACGGAUGGAUACAAAUCUCGGUUUUUGAACUUGUGUCAUGUGUUUGAGCUUAUUUCUGAGGAAACUGGGUUUAAUGCCUUAGCCUUUACCACUCACAGACUUCUGUGUGUUUUGCUAAUUAGGUAUUUAUAUCCACUUUCAGAAUUAAUUUACAUUUAACCUGCUGACGUCAACAAGCAGUAGCCUAUAUAUUUUUAAAAAGUUUAAAUAUUUCUGUCUUUUCUGCAGCUGUUUGUGGAGUAUUUUGGUGAUCGAUGAAUAUUUUUGCAGAUUUUUUUUAUUUUUAAGUUUAAUUUUUAAUCUCCGUUAACGUGAAUCAUCUGUUAAAUAUUUGUCAAACUCAGAUGUGAACUGGUUCUUGCGACUAUAGUUUUAUUUAUUUUUUAUCUACACAAACUCUUUUGACCAAAGAAAGACUCCAGGGAACUUUUGUUCACUCAUGUUUUUAUUCAACACAAUGAUCCAGAUGACGAGACGACCAUGGGGGUUUUACUGGUUUUACUGUGAAUGGUUUUACAUAAACCGGUUCAGGGUUGGGUCAGGGAUAGACAGAUGAAGAUGGAUCAGUCCAGAUCAACACCAGCGUCUACAUGCCGUCUCUGAUCAUGGAGACAUACGGCUCAAACCAGUUCCUCAUCUCUUCCAUUUUCUUUCCCAGAGUGGAGCCAAGGUCCCCGGUCUUGCUCUCCAGGCGCCCCUUGAUGUCCUCGGCGGCCGUCUGAAUCUUGGUCUUCAUGUCCUCUACGUGGGACUGGAGCAGGUCAUUCAGGGUAGAGAUCUUGGCCUGGGCGUUGUCCCGGACCUGAGAGAAGUACGGGUCCAGCUGAGUCCUCAUGUCCUCCACGUUGUCUGAAGCUCUGGUCUGAAGCUCUGUGAUGUAAUCAGUAAUGUGUCUGAAGGACGAAGCAAGUUGGAACAUUUUAAUUACUGAUAUUUUAUGUAGUGAAGAAUCCGUUAUAAAAACAAUGACUUUCAGGACACGAUGAGAACUGAAACUGAUUGGAUGGCUUCCCUUUAGAGCGUCAGCUCACCUCUGGAUCUCCUGGGUGUCCUUAUGCAGCCGUUUCUUCAGCUUACGGGUGUAGGCGGAGACCCGGACCUUGACGUCUUCAGCAUUCUGCUCCAUCAUGCUCUGCAGCUCAAGGACGUAUUUGUCCAUCUGCUCGCGGGCCUCGCUUACGUGAGUGUUUAGCUUGUCUCCCAGCAGCUGCAGGUCUUUCCUGACUCGCUCGGUGGCCUCCUGGGUGUACGGGGUCAGCUUGGUCUCCAGGUGGUCCUUGUACAACGCCAGCUCCGACAGGCUGUCCUGGACCAGGGUGCUGAAAGACAGGAACCUUUAGUGGCUGGUUCUCUGAUGAAACCAGGACCAGAACAUUUCUAAUCAGCUGGGAAACCAACAAACAAGAGACAGGUCAAAGUUCAACGGUUCUGAUCCCAGGUAAACAGGCCGGAGGCCUCUGGGGUCAAGUUUGAGCCUGGAGAUUAAGAUCGGCUCAGAGACGAGGCGUUUACACGUCGACAUGUUCAAGGAAAGGUUAAAGGUCACAGCAGAGUGAAAUUAAACGAUCCAGAUAGCUAAUGGGGUGCACCAAAUAAACAAUUUAUUACAAAAGUUCAAAAAGUAAAAAUGUUUUUGUCCUUUGAUGUAGAGAAAAAUAAUCUGAUAAUCCCGUCGGUUCUACCUUUUGUUCACUAGUCUUAGUUUUCCUAAACAUGCUCAUGUCUCUUGUUCCUUGUUGGUUUAGUUAACAGAACAAGGUUUUGACUGUCUCACAGACUAAAUCUGAGAUUAUUCCCACUCAGAUUAUAUUAUCCUGUGAACUCACUCAAGCUCUCGGCUGAUCUGGGAGCUGCGGAUGUCCUUCACCACCUCGUCGGCCUUUGAGUUCAGAUCAGUGAUGUAAUCCUGGAACUUCUCCAUGGUGACCUCCCAGGUGGUCUGCCAGUCGUCCUGAAGAACGCUCCGGCCAUGGCAGCCUG